Messenger RNA from Nezara viridula (southern green stink bug), 793 nucleotides. NCBI's taxonomy places the organism in Eukaryota, Metazoa, Arthropoda, Insecta, Hemiptera, Pentatomidae. The record is from the annotation of a GenBank genome assembly.
GCCAUCUUUAGCUUAGUGUAUUUGAAUUUUUGUCAUUAGAAGAUAACAGGAAGGGAAUAACUGGUUCGUUGGAAGAUGUCUUUUAAAACAUGCCUGAGGACAUUGGAACGGCUUCAGACGGCACAAUAUUCGACUGUGGUUCGUCAGAAAGCGGAUGAAGCCUUAGCUACCAUGAUAAGGGUAGAUCAUGCUGGCGAGUUUGGAGCAGAUCGGAUAUAUGCAGGACAGAUGGCCGUCCUUGGUAAUACCAAAGUAGGACCGAAGAUAAAGGAAAUGUGGGAGCAGGAGAAGCACCACAGGAACACGUUCGAGAAUUUGAUCCAGGAGUACAGGGUACGACCGACCGCUUUACUCCCGUUCUGGAAUUUGGCUGGCUUCGCUUUAGGCGCAGGAACAGCACUCCUUGGAGAAAAGGGGGCGAUGGCCUGUACUGUCGCCGUGGAGUCAGUGAUCGUGGACCACUACAACGAUCAGCUGAGGACCCUGAUGAAUAACCCGGAGGUCGACCCCAAAGUGAUGCAGAUCAUCAAGCAGUUCAGGGACGAAGAGCAGGAGCAUCACGACACUGGCAUUAAGUACGGAGCUGAGGAAGCUCCCUUCUACGAAGCCCUUAGCAACAUCAUCAAGGGGGGCUGCAAGAUUGCUAUUGAGCUAUCGAAGAAGUUUUAAAGAAGUUACAUCUAUUAUCGCAUUUUUUAAGUUAAAGCAAAUUUUCUCUGCAUCUAGAUUAGUUAUGUAUCUGUCGGAGAAUUCUGUAUUAUAUUUAUGUAAUUAAAAUAUAUUUAUAAUUAGU